AUGCUUGUUCGACACAGACUUUCUCGUAAUGCCAUUGUGAAUGGUCUAUGGAUUGGUGAUGUACCUUCUGUACUUACUGAGUUGACGUUUGUUGAGCAGAUGUCGGUGGCUCGAAUACGUCAUAACUCGUUCAUCAUCAAGGUUACUAUGGGACAGCAUAAGAUGAUGGCGAAUGCGAUUGUGUUUUCACAGCCCAUCAAAAAGGUGUACGACAUUCUUUCUCCUCCUGUUUCAGAUUUGGAACAGGUCCUCACAAUUUUAUUCACCGGGCCUACUCAUCCGGUAGAGUCAGAUUUUCGUCGGACUCCUUUGCUGGUGAGACAUGCUGUUGUUUUUGCAGCUGGCUGA
Molecule: messenger RNA, 348 nt
Organism: Laetiporus sulphureus 93-53
Lineage: Eukaryota; Fungi; Basidiomycota; Agaricomycetes; Polyporales; Laetiporaceae
Exons: 1
Coding region: 1-348 (115 amino acids)
Source: RefSeq, a predicted model, not a curated record